CAGACCCUUCUGAUUUUCUGCGAUUUUAGGGUUUUGUAAGCAUCGUAGUAAUGGAGAAAGAAGCCAAGGCUGCGACUGAACAUCCCAAAAUCGAUUUGUUCGAGGAUGAUGAUGAAUUCGAAGAGUUUGAGAUCAAUGAAGAAUGGGAUUACAAGGAAGAGGGGAAGGAGACGACGCAGCAGUGGGAGGAUGAUUGGGAUGAUGACGAUGUCAGUGACGACUUCUCUUUGCAGCUGAGGAGAGAAUUGGAGACCAAUGCUGAGAAGAGCUAAUCUGUAAUGUGUUCUUAUUCUGUCAAAACAUUAUAUAUAGUUAUCUUUCUAUAAGACUAAUGUACUCUUGAAGGUUAACAUUCUAUUUGUUCUUAGAAAACCUGAAAGAUUUUCUGUAUUACUACUUUUACCUUUAAGACAUACUUUAUAAAUAUGAAAGCGUUUGUGCUUUCCUUGUUUUAGCUUGGAUGAUUGCCCCUGGAAAGUGAUUAA
This is a messenger RNA of Rubroshorea leprosula, 485 nucleotides long. The record is from the annotation of a GenBank genome assembly. NCBI's taxonomy places the organism in Eukaryota, Viridiplantae, Streptophyta, Magnoliopsida, Malvales, Dipterocarpaceae.